Opisthorchis viverrini is the source of this 5719-nucleotide messenger RNA. RefSeq lists its product as hypothetical. Gene Ontology annotation, molecular function: protein binding; NAD+ poly-ADP-ribosyltransferase activity. The transcript has 16 exons. Gene Ontology annotation, cellular component: cytoplasm; nucleus. Bases 1 to 5229 code for a protein of 1742 amino acids. Lineage: Eukaryota; Metazoa; Platyhelminthes; Trematoda; Opisthorchiida; Opisthorchiidae. The record is from RefSeq and is a predicted model, not a curated record.
AUGCUCGACCGUUGCUGUGGAAACUGGAGGAUCCUAGUGAGCAGGAUUCCUUAUCCAGUAUCUGCUAGCAGUGUCCCAAGACCACCGAAAAGGAUACUGAAGCUCUCAUCUCAUUUGACGGUGUGGUUAACAGCGAAUAUGAUGACUGACUUUCAACCACCGUAUGAUGUAGGCAUUCGGGGCCGGCUGCUGAAGCAUACUGAAUGGGGUCCGAAGUUGACAUUUCAGAAACUUACCGUCGAAUACCAGCGUUUUAUAGAUCUUAAGAUUGAUGUUAGAGAUACAAGUCAUUCAUUUGUAACAGCCUUUCACUGCAUAGCUGCCAUGCAACCCGAGGGAAGCACGAGGGCUGGGGUACCACCAGGUCGAGACGCCAACUUUGGGUUCGAACUACGAAUCUUUCGAUCGAAAAUAGUGAAAAUCCUACUGGCAAACGGUGCGGACGUAGUCGCCAAAGACAAGGGUGGCCUGAUCCCGCUACAUAAUGCUUGCUCCUACGGUCACCUAGACGUUUGUGAGCUGUUGCUGAGUGCCGGUGCUGUACAAACCCAAGUACACGCUGCUGACUUAUGGCAAUACACUCCUCUACACGAAGCUGCGAGUAAAUCGCGCGCGGAAGUAUGCUCUUUGUUGUUAGCAUACGGUGCAGACCCACUGAAGAUCAACUGUCACGGAAAAUCCGCCUUGGAUUUGGCACCAACCCCAGAGCUACGUCACAGACUUCUACUCGAGUUUCAAGGCAAAUCGAAAAUAGUGAAAAUCCUACUGGCAAACGGUGCGGACGUAGUCGCCAAAGACAAGGGUGGCCUGAUCCCGCUACAUAAUGCUUGCUCCUACGGUCACCUAGACGUUUGUGAGCUGUUGCUGAGUGCCGGUGCUGUACAAACCCAAGUACACGCUGCUGACUUAUGGCAAUACACUCCUCUACACGAAGCUGCGAGUAAAUCGCGCGCGGAAGUAUGCUCUUUGUUGUUAGCAUACGGUGCAGACCCACUGAAGAUCAACUGUCACGGAAAAUCCGCCUUGGAUUUGGCACCAACCCCAGAGCUACGUCACAGACUUCUACUCGAGUUUCAAGGCAAUCAUUCUGUCGGGCGGUUUCAUUGGUUGUUCUUUUAUCCCGUGUCCUCAUUCGCCGAUGCCCACGUGACCUUGGAAUUUGGCAUCCCUCGCCGUCUUAGUCUGGUCGGUGUCGGAUUGACCUUUGUCCUUCCGAGUUCCGUUGUGACCUUUAUUGAUUUGAUUCCGAGGAGCCACAAUAUCUUGGAAGCCUGUCGAUCUGGUGAUAUCGCGAGGGUUCAGUUAGUUAUGUCGUACGCCAAUUUCACUGAAUUGAAUAGUAAUGCAAAGCUCACACGUACGGAUGUGAAACUUCCUCGAAACACAAACGUUUAUCCACAAGAUACUGCACAUGAGCCAUCCAAGGGAUCGUUACCUGAAGUACUGUCCAACGAGACCGUUGGUUUGACCGCAGGUGAUGUGCUUCGUUUCCGUCAUCCAUAUACAGGAAUAACUGUUCUACACGCAGCCUGUUCUUUACCCGAAUCCGGUCAACCAAGAGAAUUCCGGCUUCUGAACUCAGCGAACGCUGAUUCCUUCCAGUGCCAGCAAAACAAACCAGACAUAUGUGAUUCAGCUGCUAGUACAGCCCCUCGUAGACAGCAGUUGGUGGAAUGGCUACUUCAACAACCUGGGGUAUCUGUUGCUGACUGUACAAUUGAAGGUCAAACUGCUCUGCAUUUUGCUGCCCGAAGUGGGUUCCUGGAGGCUGCAGUGUGUCUGGUCUAUCAUGGAGCUCGUGUCAACGUGGUAGAUGUACACGGGGCCACUCCAUUGCAUUUAGCCGCCAAGCACGGCCAUGCACACGUGGUCCGGUUCCUAGUUCAAGUAUCCAGUGGAAAUGCGGGGGCGAAUUCUGGGGUUAGUCCACCUCCCUCUGUCGCAGCUACCCCAGCCACGGUGCUUCGUCGGUGCCCUGUGGAUACGAGUUCGCUCACGAUUAUCACAGAUUCCGAAGCAACAAAAGCCGAAAAUAACGCCUAUAUGCUGUUUGGCGCUGGUAACGAUGUUCAGGAUCGUUCAGUUGUUGAACUCGCUGUGAAAGGGCUUCUGGGUGGGAACAGAACAGCACCUCUGAACUGCAAUCCUGGAUGUUCCCUUCACAAUGGUGAUUCGAACCGCCAUUUAUUGGGAGUCUCCGCCUUAUCAACUGUCACCCAAUCAACAGCCACCCUCACCGACCAGAAAGGAAAUUCCGCAUCCCAGCAAAUGCAGCCAACGCUAUCAGUCACAUUCGGUACUGAGGUGGCGAAUUCAUCACGUAACUGCCAGUUUAAUGCUGUCUGUUCAGCAACAUCCUUUAAUUCUACUAGCCGCUCACCUCAGCUUGUCAGCUCCGAGUUCAAUCAGUCCCCACUUGAACUACCUGUUCCUAGUGUCUCUAAUCGUACGUGGGCUGAUCUCGUACUACAACUUUUAGAAGCAGCGAAGUCCGGUGAUGUGGAACUGGUGCGUAGGAUCAUUACAACACAUCAACAACAAAGGUGCGACCAAGGAGCUCUCCACCCAGGUGGUGCCCUCCAGUAUGCCGCGCAGGAUUCGGCCUCUGGGCAGACGAGCGAUGGGAUUGAUAGUGGACGCGACCCAUCCUCUGUGAUGGAUUUGAUCAACUGUCGAGAUAUGGAUGGACGCCAUUCAACACCAUUACAUUUCGCAGCUGGAUAUAACCGUCUUAGUGUGGUCGAACUUCUACUUCAAUAUGGUGCUGACGUGCACGCAAAGGACAAGGGUGGUCUGGUGCCACUACACAAUGCAUGCUCAUAUGGGCACACCAAGGUUGCAGAACUACUCAUAAAGCAUGGAGCAAACGUGAACGUCACAGAUCUUUGGCGAUUCACGCCAUUGCAUGAAGCUGCUGCUAAGGGCAAAUUUGAGAUUUGCCGGCUCCUAUUACAGCAUGGAGCAGAUCCUAGUCGGAAGAACCGUGAUGGUCACAUGCCAAUCGAUUUAGUCAAAGACACGGAUAGCGAUGUAUACGAUCUUUUGCGAGGUGACAUCGCUGUUUUGGAGGCUGCAAAACGGGGAAAUUUGGCGAAGCUACAAAAAUUGAUCACUCCAGCUAACAUCAAUUGCCGUGACACACAGGGUCGCAAUUCGGCCCCUUUGCAUCUGGCUGCCGGGUACAACAAUGUGGAGGUCGUUGAAUUUUUGCUUGAAUCUGGAGCUGACGUCAACUCAAAGGACAAAGGUGGCCUCAUCCCUCUGCACAAUGCAAGUUCGUACGGACACGUAGAUGUGGCUGCAUUGCUCAUUCGAUAUGGGACUUCUGUCAAUGCAGUGGACAAAUGGGGAUAUACGCCUUUACAUGAAGCAGCUCAGAAGGGUCGGACGCAGUUGUGUGCAUUGUUGCUAGCCCACGGCGCGGACCCGGCCAUGAAAAAUCAAGAGAAUCAAGUGCCACUUGACCUGGCGACUACGGAUGACGUGAAAUCCCUUCUGUUAGACGCUAUGCUUCGUUCUGAUCUUUCCAUUCCUACGGUUACGAAACCCAUACCCAGUGGUACCACAGGUCGAGCACCAACGGGUGUCGUGCUGGCAGACAGCAACAUUACAACUCCUCGGCUUUCCGAUACGAACUCCACUCCACCUUUGCCUGUUGAAAACUGCACUGGUCCAAGAGUGGAGGGACAAGGUCGUGAGUCAGAUGUUACGGGGGCAUCCGGUUUAACAGCACCGACUGCAAACCAACCCCCUGUGUUACCGACCAAUCGAAUCGUCGCAAGUGGUCCUGAUGUUGGUGUGGCUGAUUCUGGGAACGUUGUUCCGGUGCAUUGCAAGCUCACAGUAGCAGGCUUCUUGACAUCUUUGGGUUUGCAAAGAUAUAUUGAAUUAUUCGAUAUGGAAGAAGUUACCAUGGAUAUCCUGUCCGAAAUGAGCCAUGCCGAGUUGAAAGAGCUUGGUGUCUCUAUAUAUGGUCAUCGGCAUAAAAUCCUGAAGGGGAUCCAACGUUGGCGCGCUACCUCAUCCAACGUUGUCUCGGUGUCAACCACAACAGAUGCCUCCCUUUCAUCUGUUGCAAGUACCACCGGGAUGAUGCAGAAACUCACGGUAUCCGAUGCUGCGCGUCCAACGGCUGGGCCAGGUUCUAUGAGAGUUGCAAACGGAUCCACGGCCGCAGCAUGUGAGACCAACCUGUCUCACUCUCAGGGGGUUGGCGUGACCGAGGCAACACCCACAUGUCCUCUCUAUUUUCCCCCUGGUUCCGCAAAACAGACUAUCCUCAUCGAACUAGAUCCAUCCGACCCGGAAUUUCGUGCUGUUGAGGAGCAAGUUCUCAGCACUAUUCGAGAACAUCGUGACAACGCUGGUGGGAUUUAUAAACGUUACCAGUUACUGAAGGUGGCUCGUAUUCGUAAUCGACGCCUGUGGGACCGUUAUCUCCAUCGCUGUGCAGAAAUUAGCGAGGAUAAUUCUGGUCAUUACAAUGAACGUCUCCUCUUCCAUGGCUCACCCUUCUUACAGGCAAUCGUAAUGAAGGGAUUUGACGAACGUCACGCCUACAUCGGAGGCAUGUUUGGUGCUGGAAUUUACUUUGCUGAAAACUCGUCCAAAUCCAACCAGUAUGUCUAUGGGAUUGGUGGUGGUGCUGGCUGUCCUGCACACAAAUCGCGGUCCUGCUACAUUUGUCCCCGACAAUUGCUCCUCUGUCGUGUCGCUUUGGGUCGUUCUUUCAUCCAGUUUAAUGCAAUGAAGGUAGCUCAUGCGCCUCCUGGUCACCAUUCAAUUGUCGGUCGUCCCAGUACUGGUGGAUUGAACUUCGCAGAGUAUGUGAUUUACCGUGGUGAACAGGCCUAUCCAGAAUACCUGAUCACUUACUUAUUAGUGCCUCCUGAUACUGUAGAUUCAUCAGACGUCUCAUCAGGAUCCAGCCAGAAUGUGAUCGGAGCGUCUGCGGCUAAUGUUUUGCUUCUGACAAAUUCCAGCGCAGUUGCUCCGGUUGUUCAACCCAGUCCAAUGACAACAACCACAUCCAGCCACCCGGUGUCUUUCGCCUCUUCGUCUUCUGCGUCAAACGUUCGUGCUCAACCGGUUAAAGUUGACCAGAAUGUUGGCAGUAACGCCCCUACUGUUUCCACUACAGCUACGUUGUCUACGGUCCCCGCCGUAGCAACCGCACCAGGAGGUCCCUGUAGCCAGUCCAAUCACUUCUCCAAUCCGCCCUCUGAAUGACUCGUCAGUGAUGAAUUGAUUUUUCCUUCCGGUCACUUGAUCGGUCAUGAUGUAGAACUUGCUGUUUUACUCGGUCGCUUCAAGAUUUUGCCCUGGAUCACAGUCUGGUCGUCAUAAAAACCGCACGUUACAGCGGUGGGCGUUUUGUCUUUCUAUCCAAAAUACUUCUAGUACUGAGUCACGAAAACUGUUUAACAAAAUCGAUCAAUAGUCUUUUUACUCCAACAAUCAAGUUGUCUGUUCCACAGGACGAACGCCUCUUUGUUAACCUUUUCACUUAUUCAUCUCUAUGUUUGCACUGGUUCAUAUGCGAUCAUUUUCAGCUGCCAACUAGUCGUCAUUAAGCUUGGGUUUGUCUAGAAAAAGUAGUUGCUUGCAUGUACAUUCUCAAAUAUUGUCCCUAUACCAUGAACUUUUGUGUUUCCUUUUCGUGAUCUCGUGGUCUCCAAGCCUGCGUUGUGAUUGACGAUUUGGUUAGCGUGCAAACGGC